UUCAUAUAUUACAUACUAUACGAUAAAUAAUACAUAACUCGUCCAUAUAUUGAAUAACAUAUACUUAAAUGUAAAUUGUAAAACAAUAUUAAUUAAUUUAAUAAAAUUUAAUGUUUUUAAAUUUUGAAAUACCCUAAAAAAAUUGUAAUUUCAAACUAUGGACGAAACUACUGAUUUAGAAGAAAAGUAUAAAUUAAUCUUAAAAGGAUUUCUACAUAAAAAUUAUAAAAAUCAAAAUGAUAUCUAUUUUGAACAGCUUUUUACACACUUAUCUGGUAAAAAUGGACAAAAAACAGAUUACAAGUCAUUACUGCAUUCACCGAUAACACUUGAGUGGAUUGAUCAAUGUCUGGAUGCAUCUAUAGCUGAUUUUAAGAAAAUGGAUGAGAAGGUUUUUGCAUUUAUGUUGAAAUUAACUGCAUUGCUUACAGAGAAUGAGUGGUUAAUACCUCAGCUUCGAGAAAGAAAAAUUGCGGACAAGAUCGAAGAGUUGAUUAAUGCUAAUUUAACAGAAUUAACGCCAUCUAUCAAACUGGGUUAUAUAUAUUUUUUAUCGGCUAUUUCCAAAUAUAGUAUUGGUAUUAGCAGAAUGAAAUUCAAUAAUGCUUGGGAAGUUCUAAUACAUUUUUGUAAAUCAAAAGAAACAAUUUAUGUAAAACGUCAGGCCACUGCAUUGUUGUUUGAAAUAUUUGUUAAAUUAUCUACGAAAAUUAAAGAUGAAGAGAUUUGUGUAGCAAUAAUUGCUGAAAUAAUGAAACCAAUAAAUGAAAAUAUUUAUACAGAUCAAACAUUGAGUGUUUGUGUUGACGAUAAUGAAUUACAAGGAAAAGUUUCCGCAGCAUUCGAUUUACUGUUGUAUUUUUUACAGAAUUCCCUUGAAAUUCAAACCAAUUUUUACAUUGCUUCUUAUUUCGAGCCGCCGUUUGAAAUUGACAAAAUGAUUUGGAAAUAUAUUGACACAUUUCAUGAUCAAUAUUUUGUUGGGAAACUUCUUAAAAUUUUAACAGCUUUAAAUUACACAAGACUAUUAUUGCAUAAAUCGAAGAAGGGAAAAAUUUCUGAAGAGGAUUUUACACAAUUUGGCGUUAAUUUUUAUAAUUAUAUGAAAUUUUGCAUAAUGAGACGUAGUUGCGAUAACGUAUUACUACUUGCUGAAUACAAUAAAGUUUUAUGGACUAAACUUAAUUCUGAAGUCCCAGAUGAAAUUGUUAUUGAAAAUGAGAAAAUAAAUUUUGGAACACAACUCGCUACAAUUCAAUUGAUGCCAAUUUUAAUAUUUUUAAAACCAAAUUAUGAAGAAUAUUGUAGUGAAAUUGUAGACGAUUAUGUAACCAAAAUUUUCAAUAUUACGAAUGAAUUCACUCAACGUAUCGCGUAUUCCAUUAGAGAUUUGCUUCUUGAUUGUCCUGAAAAUGCAGUUCAUGUAGCUUGUAAAGCAAUUAGUGGUAUUUUAUCUAUGAAAAAUUCGUUAAAUCAAGCACAAGCUGUGCUCAUAUUUCAAGCAAUGACGUAUGCUUUGAAAAGUUUUCUGCCCGUGAAAAAGGAGCAUGAGGCGAACGGUUCAGCUAAAAAAGCUAAUUUAAAUAUUAUUUUUCGAGAAAACUCAAAUAUAAUGUACUCUUUGGUUGUUGGUUUGCACUCAAUUGUGGAACACUUCAAAAUUACCUGGAAGGAUUCUAUAGAAACAACUUGCAUCUUAACAAUAGUUUUGGGACUUUUGGACAAUCCUGAUCUAACUAGUAGAGUGACAGUACAGUUAGUUAAACUUGCUCAGUUAUCAAUUGAACGUUUUCUUUCUCCUAAUAUGGCCCUUUUAAUGAACAACUUGAAUGAAUCUGGCAUGCAAAAUUUUGAAUCUAUUAUGCUAAAACGGUUACACGACAAUUCUUGGGAGGUUCGUGAUAGCACAUUAGAGCUGAUUACAACAGUAGUUACACUAUCGGAAAUGAAAUUUCCUCCAUUUCAACAGUUUAUUCUUGACAGUGGGGUUAGCCCCAUUGUAUAUUCUAUGGCACAAAACGAUUCCGAACCAUAUAUUAGGGCAUCCGCUUUAAAAUGCCUAGCUGAAAUGACUAAAAUUGAUUUGAUGUGGGAUAAAUCACUAAGUCAAAUGGAUAUUAUGAAAUUCGCCCUGUCCUUUAUUCCGAAAGAAUCUGAAGGAAUUGUAAGAAAGGAAGCUGUAAUUUUGGUUAGAAAAAUAUUUGUAAAUCGUAAAUAUACUGUUCAAGAGCCAAACAAACUAUUUUCUGUAAUGGCGUAUUGUGCCGUAAAUGAUUUUUAUUGGGAAGUUAAAGUUCACGCUUUACACUUCUGGAAAGCGGUUAUAUGCAAACAGUUUACUAAUCAAGGAAUGAUUGAUGGCACGUUUCCUACAGUAACAUUUUCCAAACAGCACAAAAAAAUUGUUACAUUAACCGAAAAAGAAAUUUUGAUACGAAUUCAACGAAUUUUGGAUGAUUUGUGCAAAUAUGGUAUUUUGGGAAUUCUUUUGGAAUGUUUGCAAGAUGAAUGUGAUUUUGAAGUAGUUAAGGAAACAGUCAACCUCUUACAAAAACUAUUGGAUUGUCUUAAUAAAUAUGACUUUUUUAAAACAAUAAAUUUAGAUAAAGAAAACAACCAAAAAUUAAGUAGCUCAAGUUCAUCUUUUGAAGAGGCUAUGGAAUCAGAUUGUAUGGAUUUUCAAGAAAAUAUUAUUAAUGAAAACGGAAUGGACAUAAGUGAAUUAAGCGAAACUGCUUUUAAUGAAAAUGUUAUUGAUUCAAUUUUGGAUUCAAGUGAUUUGAAUUUGUUAGCUUAUGGUUACCAAACAAACCAUAUGAAUGCCGAAAAUGCUUGCAACAACAAUUUUGACGUUAUUGAUGAUAAAUUCCAUAAAAAAUUUGCAAAUAUUACUCCAGAAAUAUUUUUGAACAAAAUAACCAAAAUAAAUUUGAAUUCAUUGAUAGAAAUGAAACAGAAUUGGAUAUCUGAAAAUGAAAGUUUUGAAUCGUUACUUGAUGACAUGAUAUAUUCUAUUAAAACCUUAGGCGUAAAUGAUGCUGAUUGUUACUAAAAUUUUAUAUAAAAAAUAUUUGCUAUAAAAAUUGUAUAAAUUAUGUAAAAAGAUUGUUUUUGUAUUUUAUAUAUAGAUGGAUAUGUAUGAAGCCCUUAUGCCGUAAAAACUAGGUUAAGAACAAAAUUAAAUAAAAAA
Messenger RNA from Condylostylus longicornis, 3190 nucleotides. RefSeq lists its product as uncharacterized. Gene Ontology annotation, biological process: DNA damage response; cell population proliferation; positive regulation of protein phosphorylation. The coding region runs from base 158 to 3052 and encodes 964 amino acids. Lineage: Eukaryota; Metazoa; Arthropoda; Insecta; Diptera; Dolichopodidae. The record is from RefSeq and is a predicted model, not a curated record. The transcript has 6 exons. Gene Ontology annotation, cellular component: nucleus.